Acanthopagrus latus (yellowfin seabream) is the source of this 4880-nucleotide messenger RNA. It is a transcript of the gene pals1a, whose product is annotated as membrane protein, palmitoylated 5a (MAGUK p55 subfamily member 5). The record is from RefSeq and is a predicted model, not a curated record. Gene Ontology annotation, cellular component: adherens junction; plasma membrane. The transcript has 17 exons. Bases 304 to 2313 code for a protein of 669 amino acids. Gene Ontology annotation, biological process: establishment or maintenance of epithelial cell apical/basal polarity; generation of neurons; morphogenesis of an epithelial sheet. Gene Ontology annotation, molecular function: protein binding. NCBI's taxonomy places the organism in Eukaryota, Metazoa, Chordata, Actinopteri, Spariformes, Sparidae.
ACAGUUUGAGAGAAGGAAAAGGGGGUUUACGUUGCUAUGUCCGAUAGGCGGCAAGUCUUUUAGAGUGAAACUGAAUUACAAACAUAAGUGCCGAACGACGAGUUGGAUUAAAACUACGACGUGUUUACUAGUUCCCAGUUGGAUUUAGCAGCUAAAGGGAUACCCAGAAAUUGAGUGAAGGUAUCAUGAUCACCCUGUUUACUGAACUGCCUUCAUAAACUUGCCAGAUAUAUAGUGUUACAUACCUAAAGAUCCCUGGAAUCCACACAAAUACACCCACUUUGGGCUCUUGGUGUGUGAGGGAUGACAACCUCCCAUCUGAAUGGCCAUGUUGCUGUGGAGGGAGGAGGAGGUAAUGAAGAGCUGAGGGGAGGACAGCUGCACCGGGAAAUGGCUGUUGACUGUCCGGGAGAGCUGGGAAGUCGGAUGCUACCAUUCCGACGGUCUGCACAGCUAGAGAGGAUACGACAGCACCAGGAGGAUCUUCGUCGUCGUAGAGAGGAGGAGGGUCGGCAGCUGGACCUGAAUGCUUCGCUUAGACUCAGGAAGCUCUCCCAGCAUCCCCACAUUGGCAUUGACAACCCAACAUUCCUGCAAGACUCAUACACACCGCAGCAACAGCCAGCGCUUGGCAGCCAGCACACACAUGCACUGUUAGAGUUAGAGGAGUUGCUGCUGUCACUGAAGCAGGUCCAAGGCUGCCUUUCCGACCAGCAGAGUCAGAAUGACAUAGAGCUGGUUCUUGCACUACUAAACAAGUCUGACUUCCAGUCAGCGCUGAAGAUCCAUAAUGCUGUGGCCACCAGCAUGCACCGACCCUCACCUCCAUACCCACACUCACAGCAGGCACUUCAGCUGGCCUUGGAGGUCAGAAAUCUCACCCAGUCAAGUCAAAACAAAGAGGGACUUGAACUCCACAACCUGCUGUCUGACACGCACAUCCAGUCAUUGCUCCUGGCCCAUGACGACAUAGCAGAGAGGGAAAUGCAGCCUGAGCCGCUGCUCACCCAAGGAGAAACACUGACUCAGUGGGGAGGAGAGACUGUCAAGAUAGCUCGUAUAGAGAAAGCCCAAGACAUACCACUGGGGGCAACUGUUCGUAAUGAAAUGGACAGUGUAGUGAUCAGUCGCAUUGUUCGAGGCGGAGCAGCUGAACGGAGUGGACUUCUAUCUGAAGGAGAUGAAAUAUUGGAGAUAAAUGGCAUUGAGAUGAGAGGGAAAGAUGUCAACCAAGUCUUUGAUAUUCUUGCGGACAUGCACGGCAUCCUGACCUUUGUUCUUAUUCCCAGCACUCAGAGCAAACCUCCUCCUGUCAAAGAAAAUGUGAUCCAUGUGAAGUCACAUUUCGACUAUGACCCAUCAGAUGACCCUUACGUGCCGUGCAGAGAGCUUGGCUUGUCCUUCCAGAAAGGAGAUAUUCUCCACAUCAUCAGCCAGUCGGACCCAAACUGGUGGCAGGCUUACAGGGAUGGAGAUGAGGAUAACCAGCCACUUGCUGGACUUGUACCAGGGAAGAGUUUCCAGCAGCAGAGAGAAGCCAUGAAACAAACCAUAGAGGAAGACAAGGAGCCUGAGAAAUCAGGGAAGCUGUGGUGUGCAAAGAAGAACAAGAGGAAAAGAAAGAAGCUGCUUUACAACAGUCACAGGAACGAUGAUCUUGAUAAUGAGGAGAUUCUCACGUAUGAGGAGAUGGCUCUCUACCACCAGCCAGCCAACAGAAAGCGGCCAAUUGCACUGAUCGGUCCAACUAGCUGCGGUCAGACAGAGCUAAGACAGAGGCUGCUCAGCAACCAACCAGAACGGUUCGCUGGAGCUGUACCUCACACCACGCGGAGCCGUCGAGAAGGUGAGCUGAGUGGUCGGGAUUACCACUUUGUGUCUCGUCAGACCUUUGAGGCAGAACAGGCAGUAGGUAAGCUGAUUGAGUCUGGCGAGUUUGAGAAGAACCUGUACGGGACAAGUACAGAUUCUGUGAGACAGGUCAUCAACACUGGGAAAAUCUGUGUGCUCUGUCUGCACACACAGGCUCUAAAGGUGCUGAGAAGUUCGGAUUUGAAGCCUUACAUCAUCUUCAUAGCUCCACCCUCCCAGGAAAGACUCCGAGCCUUAUUGGCUAAAGAUAACAAAAACCCAAAGCCCGAGGAGCUGCGCGACAUCAUUGAGAAAGCCCGGGAGAUGGAGCAGAGCUGCGGUCACCUGUUUGAUUCAGUCAUCGUCAACAUAGACCAGGACAAAGCCUACAACGAGCUGCUACGUCUCAUCAACAAACUAGAUACCGAACCCCAGUGGGUGCCCUGCUCCUGGCUGCGUUGAAAACACACAACACACAACACACACACACACACACACACACACACACUAGUUAUGGAGUAGACAAUGAAGCACACACACAGCAGAACAUAACAAACUGUAAGCUGAAAUGCUUUGAGAGUUAUGGUGGAGUAUUCACGUCGUUAAUUGAAAAUGAAUCAAGGAUCUUGAGAGUCACAGUUUUGUGUGAUAAAAUUGUCUUUUUAUGAAAAAGCGUCCUAAUAUUACAACAUAAUGCUGUUAUUUUACAACACAAGGUCAUAAUAUUAUGAUACAACUUUACAAAAACAACCAUAAUAUUAUUUAGUAAUUGGAUAUGACUGAGGAAAAGACACAACAGUAUGAGAAAUAUUAUUUUUAAUUUUACAAAAAACAUACAAUUAUGAGAAUGAGUUCUAAUUUUGUAUUUUUUAAAAAGGCAAGUCAUAAUAUUACAAUAUAAAGUCAGAAUUAUAUUUCAAAAAUGAAAAUUUCUGAUUAAAGUUUGAUUUCAUCAGAACUCAUCAUUAGAGGGAAAAGGAGGUUGUUUUUAGAACAAAUUUCUGUUUAUUGUAAAAUUGCAUUGAUUAGUUGGCAUAUAUAUGAGUAUAUCUUGACAUUAAUAUAUUCAGUCACAUGUCAACACUGUAUAGUAGCUAUUAGAGUUAUGUUACACACAGAGUGUUGAUGUGCACUGUAUGCUGUUGUUCCUGACUGCCUUUCACAACAUUUCAAGACAGUCAUGAAGCCCAAUGGACUAUAUUCUGUGAUGCUAUGAAUGUGUUCUCAGAGCUCUUUGGCUCAGCUGCCUGGAGGUAACCAAGUUCCAACUGUGCCAUAGCCACUGCCUCAAACACAUCCUGUUGUGUAAUGUAUGCAUCGUGUAAUUGGAUUAAUUUAAUUUCACUAUCCUACAGUUUAAAAUAAUAAGGUGCUUAUUAGUGAAACAUGUCAUCAGGUCAUCCAUAUCUCUGUAUUUAUUAACAGCCCUGAGCUGUUUACUAUAUGAUUCUCUUGAUAUUAUAAUACAACUUCAAUUUUUUGGAUAUGAAUUGUUUUGGUAAGAUUACAUCAUUAUUCCAUUAUAUUGCAGCUUUUUCUAAUAAAUACUUAAUUCUUUAAAUUUUGAUAAAAUGGGACAUUGUGACGUUACGAAUUGUUUUCUCAUAAAACUUCAACUCAUUUCUACAACUUUUUUCAAACAUAAAUUAUAUUUUAUUUUCUCAUCCACAACUGUAUUUCUUGAUAAUACAAUGAUUUCAUCUUAAAAUUGUUAAAAUUACAAGGGUUUCUCAUGCAAGACUUUACUCAUAAAACUAGAGUUUUUUUUCUCAUAAAAUUACAACUUUAUUUUCAGAGUAUUAUGACUUUGUUUUUGUUUUUCAAACAUCUUCUCAUAACAUUACCCCUUUCUGGAAAUCUGAGAUUUAUUUGUAUGCAUUGAUUCAAUCUUCUGUUACCAAGCAGAGAAUAAACACCCAGCAGACAAUCAGCAUCUUCUGGAAUGUACAGUAUUGACCUGGUGGCAGUGGUAAUUUAUAAACACAUAAAAGUUUUUGUCAGUUAACUCUCCUGAAAGGGAGGUAACCCUCAACAAACUGAUCUUGGAUGGUGCCUUACUCAUCAAUAAUAUAUUUUGCUCAGCAGGGACUUUUAUAUGAUACUGACCUCUUUUUUACCCCCACGUGUGGGGCCUUAUUUGUUAUGCAUCCUUUGACUUCAUCCUGUGCUCAUUUCAGCCAUUAUAUGAUUAAAAAUAUUUCAGUUAUGACAGUCAGUAAUUUAUUGACAAAACAUUUAAUUUUGUAUUCAAGCUUUUUGAUUUUUUUUUUUUUAUUAAACAACUUUCGCUUGAAACAAAGCACUUACAAAUCAGGGCCUCUGGUGAAGAAUUGAAAUAAAAAUCACACUUGCACAAAUAGAAAUCCACACUGAGGUACUGCAUUAUUGCAGUGAAAAACACAUUAACACACACUCUGUACCCAUUUUAAACACCACAGUAGUGCAUACGAUGCUGACUUUCCUCUUUGCUAAGGAGUCUGCAGCCUUCUUAUUACUGACAGACUGACUGGCUCUCCCCUUAAAACAUACACUAUUGCAAUAAAUGUUAAAAUUAAAGGACUUGGCGCUUGUUACUUCCUGCCUGUUGCUCUGACUGACAGAACAGACUCUGUGUCUCUGAUCACAUUUGAGUAGAAACAGCCACUGAGUCUGAGGGGUUGCUAAAGCCUGAAAGUUGUAGCCUUUAGUUGUGCUCCUAAUCGGCAUAUUAUGCUGAAUUUAUUCUAUAUUUAGCGUGUGUGCAUGUGCGUGUGUCUGUACACCUGUCUUUAAAAAUGGUGAAGUAUUAUUGUUACCUAAAGUAGACCUGAUGCCAUAUCACUGUUAUCACCUGGUAGAUCAUUUACAUAUUUGUGAUAUUAAAAAUAGAUUAGUCCAAAAAACACCUAUGAGCUAACUGGAAUUAACUGUGUUGAAUGUAAAGUUUAUUAAUACCACUUCUUGUUUAUCAGACAUCACUACUUCUUGAGAAAAUCAGAUUUAUGUAUGAAUAUUCACAAUGAAUGAAUAAAUAGAAAAUCACUGGCUGA